UUUCUUAAAUGAAUGGUCAGAAGCAAAUUAGUGCAACUUGGAUGUUAAUAUUUUUUGUGUGAAUUCGGUGUGUUAUCUACAGUGGUGCUCAUUCUAGUCUAGUUCGGGUUGAAACUGCAAGGCAAUGUCGUCGCCUGCCUUCGCCCGUACUUCCUGUGACACGUUGCCAGAAGAGCGCUUUACUCCGUGUUGCUUUCCUAGUGGGGCCUGUCUGAUUGGUGCUUCGGUGGACAUUACAUGUGAGGAGAGUACUGGCAGAGCCUCCAAUGGGACCACGGCUAACAAGAUGUACUGUACGAAUGCCAGUUGUGAUCAGACUAAAUACAUGCACACACACUGUCUAGAACAGCUGGAGAACCAACUGGCCCAGCAGGCCAAGAAACUAGCCUCAGAGAGCAGCAAGUCUGGCAGAGGAGGGGCCAAAGGUAAUGGGAGCAAGGUCAGUGGAAUGAGCGACAAGCAGAUUAGACAGAACAUCUGGAACUUCAAACCCGAGUUUGACCAGCUCUACUCGUCUCUGAGUUGCAAGUGUGGAAAAGGUCACGUCACUCGAGAUCCAUCCUCGUCCUCUAGUCAGACACAGCUUGGUGGGGGAGAGGGUGAUGGGGAUUAUGUAGAAGAACCGUUCCAGAUUGUGUCCAGUGGAGGCAAGCGGGGAGUAGGUGGGGGUGUGGGUGGGGGCAAGAAGAGAGGAGGGGGUGUGUUCAAUACUAGCAACAGCAGCAAUACUAGUUUCAACAGCCGACAAGGCGGAGGGGGAGGUGUGGCAAACAAAAUUCAGAAUAGUCACCACGCCCAACCCAAACAAAUAUCUAGAAUUCGCAAUUCACUGUCCGCGUCCGACAUGUCUACAGCUGCCGGUAGUGUCCCUAGCAACUCGCCGGGAGGUGGUGGAGGCGGAAAUACUGCCUCCUCAUCCCCAGGCUCCUCCGCUAUUCACCCUUCCGGCUACUCGCCCGACUCAAUGUCUCCCCGCAGUGCGAGUGGUGGUCAGUACUUUUCAGGAGGGUCCUCAAAAUGGGGAGGGGUAGGAGGAGCUAAUCAUUCUAGUCCCCCAACCAGUGGUCGUUUGGGAAGGAGGACCGAGUUCUCCUCUCUGCAGACGACUAUGGACCCCUAUAGAUACAAUAUAUUUCAUGUGAAGGUGGAAGAAGACCUCCCGUCAGAUGAGUUCAAAGAUGCGCUCUUCCAGACGCUUCGUAGUAGAUCUUUAAAUACGCUAACUUGUCUGAUAUGUGCGAAGAGAUUGCUAGUUUACGAUAGAUACCCCCUCGUAGAUGGAUGUGCAUUUCUCUCACCUGUCAAACACCACCAAGACGAACACAGAAGUUUACCGUUUCACAUUAGCCCAAAUAUACAUAGCCAUGCAUCGCCCAGACAACACCAGUUCGUGAGUUGCGUGUGUGUCAAGUGUCUGCAAGGAGGAGGGGUAGGGGGAGGUGUGGUGUGCAUUUGCUGUCACUGUGGCAAAGAGUGGGUAGGCAGCUCCUUCCAAAUAGGGGUCAUCUACCCAUUCGACAUAUUCGCCGCAAACAUAUGUUGCAGCGAAAGGUCGAAGUGUUCGCAUUGUGAGAAGCAGUUGCUGACGAGUACGCGGCCAUUGCCACAGAGGUACGCAGAGUUUAGUCUGUCGUUCCCCUGUCCCUCCUGCCAGCAGUCAGACUGGCACUUCGUCAGACCCAUCCACAGACUGUUCAACAUACAACAAUAACAACAACAACACAGCUAAUCUCAACUAGAAGUACUAAAUAGAUACAGAGGGUGUUCUCGUGUAUACCCCUGUGCACGCCUCUGCAGACGAAAGCCUAUAUGACUCACUACUAAGAUAGUUUUAAAGCAACAAGAUCACAACUUGCCUGAGGGUUCUCCUAAGACACACAGCGUGUUUUUCGAGAUAUCAUACUGCUCGAAAAUCUGAUUAAAUAAAACUCAUGUUAUAAAAAUUUAAUUGAAAAUGAAGUACCAAAUCAGGCAAGCUCGACUGUAGGAGGGGUAUAAACGAUAACACCCAACAGACUACAAAAUAGACACUUUUUGCAAUUAAAUCAAUUUUAUAUCAAUAAUCUAUACGUAGAUGUAGAUGAUUUGUAAAUUAUAUUUUUGUUUAAGCUAGUUAGAAAUUCAAAUUAAU
Messenger RNA from Symsagittifera roscoffensis, 2131 nucleotides. Its product is annotated as headcase protein homolog. The transcript has 8 exons. Lineage: Eukaryota; Metazoa; Xenacoelomorpha; Acoela; Convolutidae. The coding region runs from base 125 to 1711 and encodes 528 amino acids. The record is from RefSeq and is a predicted model, not a curated record.